AUGACUACGUCCUGGGAUUACCCUCCUUCGGGGAAGGGUGAGGUUCCACGCGAGUUCAUUGUGAAUAAUGUCGAGCUGUAUCUGUCACAGGCGGCCAGCGUUGCCUUUCGCAAGCCAUUGCCUGCACAACGCAAGAAGCUGGAGAGGAGAGAGUCUAUCAAACCACUAUCGAAUCCAGACGACAAGAAGCUCAAGGAGAAACACAGCUGGCUGAGCUUGUCUAAGGCUACAAGUUCAGGCCAAUGGAGAUCUGCUACAUGCAAGCUAUCAGAAGAGGGCGACCGAUGUUUGUUGAACAUCUACGUUGAUGAAACCAUGCUGUAUCAAACUGUAUCCAUUCACCUCCUCAACCAUACCGAUAUUCGGGAGGCAGAUAGUUCCCUCUUCUUCAGGAAGUACUGUCUAGGAAUCUAUGGCAAAGCUGCCCAACGUUGGAACGCGGGCUAUCCCGUGGAACCAAUCUACCUCCAUUUCCCGAAUGUCGAUUCCUGUCAUUCGUGGCUUGCGCUGUUGAGAUCUUACGCCAUUCCGGAGAUCUAUGGUCGCUACUUCUUCAAAGAGGACGGCGGGUCAUAUCGAAUGUGGCGUCAAGUCGAACUUACCGUUCAACAAGGUCGCUACUUGGGAAGUGCCCGGUUUCUGGGAGACCAAGGCGCGAAUGGCGCGGUGCCCCCAUCCACCGAGACCAACCAAGAACCAGAAGUCAUAGACAUGGAUGUCUCAUGCGAGAUAUUCCUCAACGACGUCAUUUGCGGCCGUACUACCGUGAAGAAAGGCAUAGGCUCGCCCGACUGGCACGAGAGCUUCACGUUUCCCGACCUUCCCCCGUUCGAGAUGUUGGACGUUAAUGUGUGGCGCGAAAAGAAACUGUUCAAGCCGACGAUGAUGGGUUCCGUUCGCAUCACCCUCAGCAACUUCAGGCGGGGCGAAGCUGUGGAAGGGUGGUUCCCUGUCCUCCACUCGGGAGUUGCGGGGAAUGAUGUUCAAGUCGGCGAAAUCAGAUUGAAGAUUCGGGUCGACGAGGAAAUCAUAUUGCCCGCUACCACUUAUGAAGGUCUACUCGAGGCACUCAAUUCACGCAACUUCCUCGACUGGAUGAUUGACUUCGAGACAAAGCUGCAUCUGAAGACCAUCACCACGCAAUUAAUGUCUAUUGCUGUUGCCAGGAACGUACUCAUUCCUCAAGUUCAGGAGCUGGCUGAUAGGGAGGUAGAUGGCACUCCGUCAUCCCACCAAACACUCUUCCGUGGUAACACCAUUUUGACCAAGGUCAUGGAGGCCUGCAUGUCUUGGUAUGGAAAAGCGUUCCUUGAGGCUAGUAUUGGUGAUGUUCUCCGUCGACUAUGUGACGAAAAGGUGGCAAUCGAGGUGGACCCAGUAAGGAGCGGCAAGAGUACCCGAGACAUGGAUAAGAACCGCGAAUUGCUGAUUCAAUGGUGCGAGAGAUUUUGGAUCCAGAUACACUCCGUUCGCAACGAAUGCCCCAAUGAAAUGCGUAAAUUAUUUGAGCAUGUACGCAAACUUGUCGAGGGAAGAUAUAAUCUCGGAGAUCUAUCCCAGGAGCAGAAUCGCGACCUACCGUGGCAGAGCGUAUCCGCAUUCUGCUUCCUCCGGUUUAUAGUCCCCGCGAUUUUGCAUCCCCAUCUCUUCGGCCUAUGCCCCGGUCUGCCGAGCCCUGCUGUCAAGCGCAGUCUUACUCUCGUAGCUAAGGUUAUGCAAAGUCUGGCUAACCUGAAUGCUUCCGUGCAAAAGGAAGAAUUCAUGCGAGGGAUCAAAGAUUUCUUAGCAGACAACAGGGAGUCCAUGAUUGACUACCUGAUAGUGAUAUCCACUCCUACCAAUGAACCAUACGACCCUCAUCCAACUCCCAUGGAUGGACGCCAUUCGCGCCUUCACAUAGUCAACCAUCUACGAAACAGAGCAGCUAAGAUGCCCGUCCUCAACCGCGAGGCCAUCCCUAUCCUACCAGAUCUCCUCGAUACAUCCAGACAUCUCUCGAUCAUUGCUUCCGCUGUAAUCCGCCAUUCUCGGGAUUAUAGUGCGAAGAAAACCGGCGGGGACGAUAAUCAAGCCCUGGACCAACUAUGUACAAAGUGUUUCGAAGUCGAAGAACACGCCCUGCGACGUGUCAGCAAACUUGCCACGCGGAUGUCCACUGACCGGCGUGCAUCCGUUGCGUCUUCACCGGUAAACCCUCUGACCCCGACGCCUUCGAAUAGCACAACGGUCUUCGCGGCGAGCACUUCUUCCAACGGCACGCGUAGAUCACGAAAAUCAACGCGACCUUCUACGGCCCCCUCCGCGUCGGAUUCGGAUACUCCCCGUCAUCGCCAAACCCACUUCUCAGGACCUUCUAGCCCAAAUCGUCCAUUGCGCGUCUUUGGAGGACACCCUCCAGUCACGCCCUCUUCGCCGCCAGGAGCCGAGGACAAUCACACCAGAAAACGACUAAAGAGCAAAUCCAAGUCCAUUGAGAACAUGCCUACAUCUGGCCUUGACUUAGGCACCGCGAAGCCUGAGGCAGCUGCAGAAAUGUCUGAUGACACUGGAAAAGGAAUGAGGGGCUUGGGUAUAUUCCGUGGUAUCUUAAGGCGAUAA
Pleurotus ostreatus (oyster mushroom) is the source of this 2598-nucleotide messenger RNA. RefSeq lists its product as uncharacterized. The transcript has 11 exons. Lineage: Eukaryota; Fungi; Basidiomycota; Agaricomycetes; Agaricales; Pleurotaceae. The coding region runs from base 1 to 2598 and encodes 865 amino acids. The record is from RefSeq and is a predicted model, not a curated record. Gene Ontology annotation, biological process: regulation of GTPase activity.